This is a messenger RNA of Dimorphilus gyrociliatus, 2170 nucleotides long. The record is from the annotation of a GenBank genome assembly. Lineage: Eukaryota; Metazoa; Annelida; Polychaeta; Dinophilidae.
AUAAUGUUUUACAUCAUAAGAAAUGGCUGAUUUCUAGAUGCACUUCCUCUUUUGUAAUAAAUGAUUUAUUGCUUGAUUAUUACAUAGCUAAUUUCCAAUUAAAGAAGCUCAAGUAAAAUUGGAGUCAUCAGAGAAUAUUGAAAUAUUCUACUCAGUAAAUUAUAUCGACCAAUUGUUGAUUACAUUGCAUUCUUUCCAACGGCAGCUGGCUAUAUCAGUCACUGCACGGUGUUAAUAAUUGGCGUUUUAGUUUGAAAUGAUUGCAUAACUGCAUAUUAACAAUUGGAAUUACGUAGUAGAAAAAAUAUGUCUUAUUCUGACGAUCAGGCGCUGGAUCAAAUUAAUAGAGAGGCUGAGGAGCGGAAGGCAGCUAGAUUAGCUGCUAGGGAAAGGCAGCGUGCUGACAAAAUGAGAGAAAGAAUCCAGAAAUCUGAUUUAGAUGGACCAAAUUAUGGAUACAAAAGUAGUAAUUCUCAGUCCGAUAACGAUUGUAGAGAUCAAUCUCAACAAUUAAAAGAAUUGGAGGAGAAGGUUAAGAAAAGUGAAUUACGUAUCGAUGAAUUGGAAAAAGAGAGAGUCUAUUUAAGAUAUCAGCUAGACUUUGAUAGUGACGAGUUAAUUCAAUUAAGGGAAAGAAAUAUACAAAUAGAUCGGAUUUGUAAGAAUCUUGAAACUGAAACAAAGAAAACCAAAAGAGAAAAGAAAGACUUGGAAGAACAAACUACAAGGCUUAUGAAAGAAAUUGAAAAAAGGGAUAAAUUAAUUGAAGAUAAUAAUUUAGUACUUAUUCAAAAUGGGGAAGAAUUAAAUUCUAGCCGCGAUAACGGUGGUACUUUAAUCAGUGCUGAAGCUGCGAAUAUACUUGCUUUGGGGAAUGGCUCAUUAGAUGAUAAAAUAAAGAGUUUAGCUGAAGAAAGAACGUCAUUGAAAAAUGAGAUAAAAGACUUGCAACAACAAUUGGAAGAGGAAAAAGAUAAACAAAGAAUGAACGAAAAAUAUAAUGUGCCAACUCAAUCGAACUAUUCAAAUGGUCCUGAUAGCGAUAUAUUGUUACAACAAGAGUCUCAAAGACAACUAACUGAAUAUCGAUUCAAAAUAAAGAAAAGCGAACAGGAGAUUGCGACUUUACAAGGAAAUCUAAGUCGUAUGGAAACACAAGUCAAAAGAUAUAAAACAGCCGCCGAAGAUGCUGAAAAAAAUGAAGAAGAAUUAAAGCAAGAUCGUCGAAAACUCCAAAGAGAAUUAAGAGAAAUCCAAUCAAAAUUGGAAGAAAGUGAAAGAGAAAAGUCUAAUAUGAGUAGAAGAAUAGAACGCUUACGUAAUUCAAGAGUAAGCUCUUUACAGUCGUAGAAGAAUAGCAUUUUUUUAUACUGUGAGAAAAAAAAAGCGGUUAAAGAAAAAGAAGAAAAACGUAAUUGUUUUGAACGCUCAUAAUACGUAGGGAGUUUUUUUUUCACUCUGCCUGAUAAACAAACAAAAAAAAUGAUUUUUUUUCUAAUGUUUAGAUUUAUUCGCAAGGUAUUCUGCUUGGUCAGUUAUGGCAUAUACAUAACAUAUUUUUGAAAGCUUAUUAUAUUUAUAUAUAUAUAUAUAUAUAUAUAUAUAUAUAAAUUUAUAUAUCUACCCUUUUCUCUCCAUACUAUUAUCCCAUAUUCUACAAUACCCAUUCUCUAUUCUUCGAAGAAGGACAAUACACCGAUAGCAAUACCAUUAAGAAAGAAUACUUUAUUUACCCUUUCAAUAAGAAAAAAAUUUGUUAACCCGUAUUAUAAAAUUUCUACUGUUUUUUUUUUCAGUUAUUUUAUUACGGUGUAAAAAAAAAUACAUAUUUUUUUCAUUUUAUUAAACAAUUUUUUCAUAACAAAAAAUUUAUAUUUUUUUAAAAUAUUAAGUGACAAAACUCUGCCGUUUAUCAACCUAGAUUUACAUACUUUUUGUUGUUAUCUAGUUUAUAUCAGGGUUAGCUAAUGUUGCAAAAAAUACUUCGUACAGAAAAAUUAUUAAUAUGUACAUCACUAGUUACAAGCAUUUAUAUAUAAAUAUAUUUAUAUAUAUAUAAAUUUUGUAGUAAUUUAAUUCUAAAUACAAAAAUGAUAAAACUUUGAUGACUAAUUAGCAUAUUAGUUAAUUAACAAGUGAAUUUCAUAUUGGGAUGGAAUUACUUUUUUUU